Messenger RNA from Polychytrium aggregatum, 2502 nucleotides. Its product is annotated as kinase-like domain-containing protein. Gene Ontology annotation, cellular component: cytoplasm. Gene Ontology annotation, biological process: intracellular signal transduction; protein phosphorylation. The transcript is spliced from 12 exons. Bases 127 to 2463 code for a protein of 778 amino acids. Gene Ontology annotation, molecular function: ATP binding; protein serine/threonine kinase activity. NCBI's taxonomy places the organism in Eukaryota, Fungi, Chytridiomycota, Chytridiomycetes, Polychytriales. The record is from RefSeq and is a predicted model, not a curated record.
CUUUCCCUCGUUGUCUUGGAUGCCGCCCUCGGCCCGGACAGCAGACUCACCGAGCAGGAUCGCCACGAAGCCAUUGCGUGAGAAUACCGCUGUGAGGACAGUCAAGAAAAAUCUCCGUCCGCCCCCAUGAUGAAAUCAGCGGAAUACAUCUCUCAGGUCCUCGACGAGGAGCUCAGGAGACUUUCCCACGAGCAGCGGAGCAGAUUCAUGGGCUUCCUCAAGGAAAGCUGCAUCUCCAUCAAGGACUCCAAGAGCUGCGCCCAUGUACUCGGUCUCCUCGAUCGCUUCAUCGAGAAGAGCAGACAGCCACUCGUCCAGGAUCAGGAUGGGCAACUCACCGAGAGUGCUCGAGCGGUCGAAGAAGAUCUGCCCCUUGAGGGAAAGCUUUCGGCCGUGGGCUCGGUCAACACGACAGUUCCCACGACAGUUCCCACGACGGUUCCCACGACGGUUCCCACGACGGUUCCCACGACGGUGUGUCAAAGCCGAGAGCUUGUCAACGAAGCAGCUGGAGGCAGAUCGUCGACAGCUACAUCCAAGAAUGACCCCGGCGCUUCCGAAAAACUCAAGACUGUGGGCCCGUAUAUCCUCAAGAAGACAAUCGGUCAGGGAACGUUCGGCAAAGUUAAGCUGGCAGAGCACUGUAUCACCAAAGAAGAGGUUGCCAUCAAGAUCAUAGAGAAAGCAAAUGUCAAGACACAGAGGCAAAAGAACAGCGUCCAGCGCGAAGUCCGGCUCAUGAAGCUGCUUCAUCACCCGCACAUUGUCCAGGUGAUGGACGUGAUGGAGACGGACGAGAAGAUCUUCAUUGUCAUGGAGUUUGCCAACGGCGGCGAACUGUUCGACUACAUUGUCUCGCGCGGCAUGGUCAAGGAGAAAGAGGCUCGGGUGUUCUUCCGCCAGGUCAUAUCUGCAGUCGACUACUGCCACCAGAACUCUGUCAUUCACAGAGAUCUGAAGCCCGAGAACCUGCUUCUCGACUGCAACAAAAACAUCAAGAUCAUCGACUUUGGCUUUGGAAACACAUUCCAUCGUGAGCGAACGCUCGACACCUAUUGCGGCUCGCCCUUCUACGCUGCGCCAGAAAUGAUUCGUGGGGUCCGAUACAUCGGGCCCGAAGUCGACGUGUGGAGUCUCGGCGUGAUUCUGUUCGCCCUGCUCUCUGGUCGGCUACCGUUCGAUGCAGCCUCGAUGAGCGAGCUCUAUGACAACAUAUCCAAAGGAAUAUAUACCAUGCCGGCGCAUUUUUCUCCGGAUGCAGCAUCGCUCAUCCGCUCGAUGCUGACGGUCGACCCAAAGCAACGAGCAACCCUCGGCGAAGUGAUGAGUCACUGCUGGACAAACGUUGGGUUCGAUCAUAUCCCCGAUAACUUCCUGAAGCCGCGCCCGCCUAUCGUCGAAGAUCCCAACCCCGAUAGUAUCACCGAGCUGGUCUCGUACGGAAUCAGCGAGUCUGAGAUCCGCCGGUUGCUCAGUCAGCCCGUAGGGCUCCAUCCCAUCACCAGUCUCUAUCAUUUGGUUGACGAGAUGCGGCGGCGGCGGGGUUUGGCGGUUCACUCCGACCCGAGCGAGACUGUCGAAGACAUUUACGAGCAAGCGCAAACCCCGCCCGAGCUCGAAUGCGUCCAAGAGGCAGAAGACGAGUUUCGUGACAUGCGUCGGGCCGGAACGACGGUGCGGCCGCAGCUCGACACUACCAUGAUCCGCAAGCCCGAGAUGCUGACGAGCGCCAAGCUCAAGUUCAGCUCGGAUCCAUCUGAUGUCGGUGGUGCUCAGCCGGGUCCCUCAUGGGGGAUGCCCUAUCGCAACAUCAGCGAGCGCAUUCGCUCGAAACGAGAGAUCAGCCAGUCAUCCAUCAACGGCUCCAAGAAUCUUGGCAGCUCAACGACGAUCACCUCCGAAACCAAGCCGCCGCCAAAGGUGCUUUCGAAAUCAACCACGAUACGGCCUAGGGUGAUUUCGGGACCCAGUAGUAGCACCGUCGGAUCGUUCAUGGACCACUUUCACCAACUCUACAGUCAUUACCGCAGCAGCAAAGUCGAAUACGGCGACCGCAGCCUAUCCGGCAAGGAUCCUGCUGGCAAGACAACUACCAGUCACGAAACUAUAGCGGAGCCACAGAGCAGCCUGCAGCAGGCAUGUGCGAAUGCGCCGCCAGAGAAGACUGAGUUGCGCUUCAUCAAAGGGUUCUUCAAUGUCUAUACCACAUCGUCAAAGAGCGCCCAGGAUAUCUGCAAUGAAAUCGAGCAUGUUCUGAGAAUCAACCACAUCUAUUAUGAGCGAACGGAGGCCCAUGUGUACCAGUGCGAGGACACAUCGGUUGAGCGAGGCAACCGCUUUGAGAUCGAAAUCUGUCGGGUGCCCAAGGUCAAUCUGUUUGGACUGCAUCUGAAGCGCCUCCGCGGAACCAUAUGGUCUCACAAGCGACUGUGCAACAGGCUGGUCGAGCAAAUGCAUCUCUAAGGACUAAGCUCCAGGCCCACCGAUGUUAGAACUGAAUAU